Molecule: messenger RNA, 900 nt
Organism: Peronospora farinosa
Lineage: Eukaryota; Oomycota; Peronosporomycetes; Peronosporales; Peronosporaceae
Source: the annotation of a GenBank genome assembly
AUGCGCUUAGUAAAAGCCCUUGCUGCUGGUCUUGCGUAUACUCUUUUUGAUGUAUCCAGCUCUGUAGCUGAUGAUGAAGUGGGGAUCAUGAGUUUUAAUGUUCGCACCUCGAUCGCCAAUGACCCGUGCCCGAGCGGCUGCUGGGAUGUACGCAAGGAGAGAGUAAAGAAACUCAUUGAGAAGUAUAAGCCCGAUAUUAUCGGCGUCCAAGAGGCAGCUCCCGACCAAACCGCGUUUUUCCAGAAUGUGCUGGGGUUCGCAGCCACUGGAGAGUGUUCGGCCGAAUGUCAAUACAACGAACGCAACAGCAUAUUCUUUGUAGAAGCGCGCUGGGAAUUGUUGAGCACAUCGUCAUACGCGUUGAGCGCAACUCCUGAAACACUGCCGUCCAACACUUGGAGUCUUGAAUUCCUCCGUUCUGCGGUCAUCGCGCGCCUUCGCGACAAGAAAACUUCGCGCGUGAUAUGCAUGCUGAACACGCACUUUGAUAUCUCUCGUGGUCAACCCCAGUCAGCGGUUUUGUCUGCAAAACUGUUGAGCCAAUUUUGCCAGCAUGAUGACACUGUAAUUAUGACUGGAGAUCUGAACACUGCGCCUAGCAGCCUCGCUGUCCAGUACCUCCUGGGCAAGACCUCGAUUAAUGGGAUGUCGACGCCCAUCUCGUUGUACGAAACGCUGACUGCUGCGGGUGCAGGCGGGAGUACGUGGAUUGGGCCCUCUUUUGGGAACAUGCUAGUAUCGGACAAGAUUGAUUACAUUUUCGCUCGCCGUGACGCCCACACAUGUCUACGCAGCGGGAUGGUUUUAGCUGACUUGUUUGACGGGUAUUCCAGCUCCGACCACGCAGUGUUGCUGUCCAAGUUCUGCCUAGGAGGUGGAUGUCAAAAGUGCAUUCCGUAG